GCAAAUUUCAUUUUGCAACGUCUCAAUAACAACGUUCAUGAUCUCUGGGAUCCGCACGCGGUAGUAUAUCCUGUAAUUCCGGUACUUUUGUUUUAAGGGCUUAGAGGGAUUGCCAGCCUCUGGCUUGCUCUUUCAGGCAUUGUUAGGAGGCUGGCCAUUGGAUUGAGAGCUGCCCGCUGGUGUCUGACCCUUUCUCUCCCUUCUCCGGCACCGAAGAUCGGAGUUUUUUGUUGGAUUGAAGGGAAAGAAAAAGGUUUGAGGCCAACUUGAAUUCCCUGCCUACUGGUAAUCCGAAAAAUGAGCGCUGUUUCGGGUGUGGUUUCGAGGCAAGUUUUGCCUGUAUGCGGUAGUCUUUGUUUCUUUUGCCCGUCAUUGCGGGCGAGGUCUAGACAGCCUGUCAAAAGGUAUAAGAAGCUCAUCGCCGAUAUUUUUCCUCGCAAUCAGGAGGAAGGACCAAAUGAUCGUAAGAUAGGAAAACUUUGUGAAUAUGCUUCCAAAAAUCCUUUGCGUAUCCCAAAGAUUACAAAUUCUCUUGAGCAAAGGUGUUACAAGGAAUUGAGAAACGAGAAUUUUCAAUCUGUGAAAAUUGCAAUGUGUAUUUACAGGAAAUUACUAAUUUCCUGUAAGGAGCAAAUGCCUCUGUUUGCAAGUAGCUUACUAAGCAUCAUGCUCACUCUGCUCGAUCAAACACGGCAAGAUGAGAUGCGAAUUAUAGGAUGCCAUACUCUUUUUGACUUUGUAAAUAAUCAGCACGACGGGACUUAUAUGUUUAACUUAGAAGGCUUUAUUCCAAAAUUGAUUCAAUUAGCUCAAGAAGUAGGGGAGGAUGAAAGGGAACAGUGUCUACGUUCAGCUGGUCUCCAAGCCCUUUCUUCAAUGGUUUGGUUUAUGGGCAAAUACUCUCACAUUUCUGUGGAGUUUGAGAAUGUUGUUUCAGUAGUAUUGGAAAACUUUGAAAGUCGCACUAAAAAGUUAGAGAACAUGGAUCACGACAAGGAAUGUCAGAAUCAUUCGGUGGAAGAAGUGCUAAAAAAUGAAAGUGAUCUCUCUUCUUCACCUGAUGUCACAACAAAGGGUCCUCCUUGGCAGACAAUUGUGAAUGAGAUGGGCGAAGCGAAUGUGACAGUGGAAGAUGCCAAGAACCCUUGCUUUUGGUCCAGGAUCAGUUUGUAUAACAUGGCAAAGCUAGCCAAGGAGGCUACAACCAUGCGGCGUGUUCUGGAAUCUUUGUUCCGAUACUUUGAUAAUGGGAAUUUGUGGUCUCCUGAACAUGGUCUUGCCCUCCCAGUCCUCAAGGAAUUGCAGUUUUUAAUGGAUAAAUCUGGGCAAAAUACACAUUUCUUGCUUUCCACACUAAUUAAGCAUCUUGAUCAUAGAAAUGUCCUUAAACAACCUGACAUGCAGCUUGACAUCGUCCGGGUUGCCACGUCCCUUGCUCAAGAUGCAAAGGUUGAGCCUUCUAUGGCAAUAAUUGGUGCAUUAAGUGAUGCCAUGAGGUAUUUGCGAAAGAGCAUGCACUCCUUACUCAAUGAUGAGAAUCUGGGAGCUGACAUCGUUAAAUGGAAUAGAAGCUUUGGGGAAGCAGUGGAUGACUGCCUCGUGCAGUUAUCACAUAAGGUUGGAGAAGCAGGCCCAAUUCUUGAGGUUAUGGCCUUGAUGUUGGAGAACAUCUCAACUAUUACAGUGAUAGCCAGAACUACAAUUUCAGCUGUUUAUCGUACAGCUGAAAUUGUAGCCUCUUUGCCCAAGUUAUCGUAUCAAAAUAAGGCUUUCCCUGAGGCUUUGUUUCACCAGUUACUUCCAGCUAUGGUCCAUCCAGACCAUGAAACACGAAUUGGAGCUCAUCGCACUUUUUCGAUUGUUCUUGUGCCAUCUUCAGUUUUCCCUCGUCCGUCCUCAUCUAUUUCUGAGUCAAAGACAGCCUCUGAUCUUCCACGGACACUGUCAAGAACUGUCUGUGUCUUUUCUUCUUCAGCUGCUCUUUUUGAGAAGUUAAGGAAGGAGAAGUUUUCUUUGACGAAAAGUGUAUGUGAAGAUAGCAAAGAUAAUAGUGUUAGUGAGGAGCAACCAAUAAAUAAUGGGAUGGAAAAUAUGUUGAAGCCAUCAUACAGUCGGGUCUGCAGUAUGAGAAGUCCCUCUGUACCCAUGACAGCUGAAGGAAAUAAUGUGAUGAGUUUAAAUAGAGAGACUGAGUCUAAUUCCCUCAGGCUGAGUAGCCACCAGAUUACUCUCUUGCUGUCAUCAAUUUGGGCUCAGUCCAUCUCUCCUGAAAAUACACCUGAUAACUAUGAAGCAAUCGCUCAUACAUACAGUCUGGUAUUGCUUUUCUCCCGGGCCAAGAAUUCCAGUAAUGAAGUUCUAGUUCGAAGUUUCCAGCUAGCAUUUUUGUUACGAAACAUUUCUCUUCAAGAAGGGUCACUACCACCUUCACGUCGCAGAUCUCUCUUCACGUUGGCAGCUUCAAUGAUUCUAUUUUUAUCUAAAGCAUACAAUAUUCUUCCUCUUGUUCGUAUUGCCAAGGCUGCACUUACAGAUAAAAUGGUUGAUCCAUUCCUUCAUGUGGUGGAAGAUUGCAAGUUACAAGCUGUUAAAACAGGAUCCGACCAUCCUGCUAAUGUUUAUGGAUCCAAAGAGGAUGAUAAUUCAGCUUCAAAAUAUCUUUCAGAAAAAGAGAUCACUGAAGACCAAACUAGGGAGUUCUUUGUUUCUGAGAUUUUGAAAAGCUUGGAUCAUUUUCCAGAAUCUGAAUUGUCCACCAUAAGGGAGCAGCUGCUCGAAGAAUUCUCACCCGAUGAUGUUUGUCCACUGGGAAGCCAGUUGCUCAUUGGCAAUCCACAUAGUAUACGUCAGGUUGAUUCAGAAAAUAAUGAAUCUCUUAAGGAGGUUGUUCCAAUGUUUACAACAGAGGAUGAUUCAUAUGAAAGUCAGACCAAACGUAAUUCAGAGUUAGCCAUGGAAAUUCCCAAUCUUUUGAGUGUCAGUCAACUUCUAGAAUCAGUCUUGGAGACAGCACAUCAAGCUGGACGAAUUUCGGUCUCAAAUGCACCUGAUGUGCCUUACAAGGAAAUGGCCCUUCAUUGUGAGACACUACUCAUGGGAAAGCAGCAGAAGAUGUCUAAUGUGAUGAUUACACGACAGAAACAGGAAAGUAGGAUGAACGUCACUUUACAUAAUCAUGAGCCUGAGGUGAAGAAGACGGCAUCCUAUCCCCAUGUUGAUGCUGGCAAUCCUUUCCUUGACCAAAACUUCACUGCCAAUUCAUGUGAACCAUCACCUGGCCCUGUUCCAAUGCCGUGUGCAGCAGAAUACCAGCAUCACCCCCAUUUCUUCAAACUACCAGCAUCAAGUCCAUAUGAUCACUUUCUAAAAGCUGCUGGCUGUUGACAUUUUAGUGGGGUUAGAUGUGAAUUGUGAAUACUCAACAGAAGCUAGCUGUUGAUCUUUAAGCUCAAAGGCUGGUAUAGGAGUAUCCUAUUUUUUAUGCUAAUUAGUAAUUAUAGUGUGCUUGCUUCAUAGUACAUUGCAGGUGCAGAAGCAGAGCGACUGUUUCAAUAAAUAUGAGAUGAGUUUGUUA
Messenger RNA from Juglans microcarpa x Juglans regia, 3574 nucleotides. RefSeq names its product protein SEMI-ROLLED LEAF 2-like. Bases 298 to 3384 code for a protein of 1028 amino acids. The record is from RefSeq and is a predicted model, not a curated record. The transcript is spliced from 20 exons. Lineage: Eukaryota; Viridiplantae; Streptophyta; Magnoliopsida; Fagales; Juglandaceae.